Molecule: messenger RNA, 4372 nt
Organism: Dunckerocampus dactyliophorus (ringed pipefish)
Lineage: Eukaryota; Metazoa; Chordata; Actinopteri; Syngnathiformes; Syngnathidae
Gene: l3mbtl1
Product: L3MBTL histone methyl-lysine binding protein 1
Exons: 22
Coding region: 280-2781 (833 amino acids)
Biological process (GO): regulation of DNA-templated transcription
Cellular component (GO): nucleus
Molecular function (GO): zinc ion binding; protein binding
Source: RefSeq, a predicted model, not a curated record
CUAAUUAUAUAACAAACACGCCUUCAUGUAUGAAAGAUGUGACAGUGGAGGCUAUUCGCUUAAAGAAAAAAAAUACAAGCACAUGAUGUAAAUGUCUGGAAAACGCACCGAUGGAUCCUAUUUGGACUGUCACAAAGCGGUGCGGUUCUGUUGGACCUCACCGCUGUUGUAGACUGCUGUUGCUUUGUCGGCGCAUGCGCACUUAGUGCCCGGGCGGCCGCAGGAGAGCAGAGCUGCACUCCAAAAUUAAAGCACAGGGCCACCACCAUCAUUGCCGCAAUGAGUGCCAACAUCAAUGUGGAAGUUCCGCCCACAGAGCCUGACUGUACCCCAACGGUCCCACCCUCUUUGCCAGCUGAAGCCAUACUCCUCUGUGGGACGGAGACCGUGCCCAAAAAAGCUUGGACUCAGCCACCCGCCACUGCGGCUCUGCUCCUACCAGCUCCACCUCCAGGCCAUCAAAAAGUGGAGCUGGCGACGCCAACUGUGGCGAUAGGAGACCCGAGUAAAGGAGGCAGGGCUGGUGAGGCAGCCCCGCCCACUUUGACAGCACAGGUGGGCGGGGCUUGUAGCAUCGUCCAUGUACUGGAAUGGAAGGAAGGAAUGGCCAUCUUGCCCGGGAGCAACCUGAAGUUUUGUGUGAGUGAUGUUGGAGCACUGAGCACGCUCAUCACUCCAGGGACCCCCAGCUCCACCAAUGAGACUUCAGCGGGGGCCUCUAGUAGAUCCACCAAUGCGGACAGCUCCACAGUGGGCAAGCCAGAUGCAGCAACUCCAUUGGUCUCAGUGAGAGGUGUGGAGCCAGAGAGUUUACGUCAGGUCAAAUCUGAGGUCCAACAGAACCAUGAUCCUGGAGCUCCGAAGAUCUACCCAGAGGAGCUACGCAGAGAGCCCAUGGUGGACAAGAGGAGCGUCGGAGUGGAGAAGGUCCCAGCAGGAGGGAGGGUCUCCUCCUUAAACGUUGAGCAGAUGAAGCCCAUGAGGAAGAGGAAGAAGAAGGAGUAUCUUAGUCCCUCUGAUGAAGACUCCGACAUGGAGGGCACGGAUGACAAAAUGGAAGAUUCCAAAGCAGAUGGCAGACACAUCAGAGGAGGUGGAGACAUGAAGACGGAGCAGUGGACGUGGACACAAUAUCUGGAGGAAACAAAAUCAAUCGCUGCUCCAGACAAGCUCUUUCAAGAGACCCAGAGGGCACCCACAGUGAAGAAUGGCUUCAAGCAGGGGAUGAAGUUGGAGGGCAUUGACCCUCAGCACCCGUCCAUGUACUUUGUUCUUACUGUGGCCGAGGUGUGUGGGUACCGUCUGCGUCUCCAUUUUGACGGCUAUUCGGACUGCCACGACUUCUGGGUAAACGCCAACUCACCCGACGUGCACCCUUCAGGCUGGUGUGAGAGCACAGGACACAAACUGCACACUCCCAAAGGCUGUAAAGAAGAAGAGUUUACGUGGACAAACUACCUGAGAAUGACUAAAGCACAAGUGGCUCCUAAAGAGGUCUUUGCUAGUCCUGGAAGGAUUGACGUAAAGUGCGGCUUUGAGAUAGGCAUGAAACUGGAGGCCGUCGACCGCAUGAACCCCUCCCUCAUCUGCGUGGCCACCAUCACCGACGCAGUGGACGACCGCUUCCUGGUCCACUUUGACAACUGGGACGACACCUACGACUACUGGUGCGAUGCCACCAGUCCAUACAUUCACCCCAUUGGUUGGUGCCAGGAGAGAAAGCUGCCCCUAACACCACCUCAAGAUUAUCCUGACCAGGGAGAGUUCUCCUGGUCCCGCUACAUGAAUGAGACUGGUUCUAAGGCAGUAGCAGCCGAGGCUUUUAAAAUGCGUCCAGCCCACAGCUUCCUGCCUCACAUGAAACUGGAGGCUGUGGACAAGAGAAGUCCUGGUCUCAUCCGAGUGGCAACAGUAGAGGAAGUGGAGACUCACCGGAUCAAAAUCCACUAUGAUGGCUGGAGUCAUGUCUAUGAUGAGUGGAUGGACUCGGACCACCCUGACGUUCACCCAGCCGGCUGGUGUGAGGCCACUGGUCACCCUCUCAAAGCUCCCCCGCAAGAUGCCAAAACACAUCAGCCGCACUGUCCAAGGGAUCCCCCCAUUCCGACCCAGUCCGCUUACCCUCCAUCUGUUCCAUGUAAGCCCAUCAGUCACACCAGAACCACCAAGUACAGCUUCCACAACAGGAAAUGUCCGACUCCAGGCUGUGACGGUUCAGGCCAUGUGACGGGUCGCUUCACAGCCCACCACUGCGUGUCGGGAUGCCCGCUGGCUGAGCGCAAUCAAGGCAGACUGAAGGCCGAGCUGUCGGACUCAGAGAGCAAGAGGAGCCUCUUUUUUGGACAGAGGACCAAGAAGGCGCAUUACCGUGGCAGAAUUGGUCGUCCACCCAAAUAUAGGAAGAACCAGCAGAGAGACUAUCAGAACAUGUCGUCUGAGUGCGUCUACCCGUCGUUGUUUGUGUCGGCGCUGAGUGCUCCGUCGGACCGUGCUUUGUCUCUGUGCUGGGAGCAACACUGUAAACUACUUCCUGGUGUCCAGGGCAUCCCAGCCAGUCAGGUGGCAGCUUGGAGCGUGGAGGAGGUCUUCACCUUUGUGCAGAAUCUAAUUGGCUGUGAGGAUCAGGCUCGUCUCUUUAAAGAAGAGAUGAUUGACGGCGAGGCCUUCCUGCUGCUGACCCAGACGGACAUCGUGAAGAUUAUGAGCAUCAAGCUAGGUCCCGCCCUCAAGAUCUCCAACGCCAUCCUCAUGUUCAAGAGCACAGAUGAGGCUCUCAAAUGAGCCUCACUCGUGAUGCGGGUCGUUCAUGUGCCAAUGGUUCAUUUUUUGUGUGUGUUCUUAGCAUCCUGUGCCCAUCAAAAAAUAUCAAACUUAGCGGAAGAACAAAGUGACGGACAAGUGUAUUGGGAUGCCUGUCAACAUAACAUGCCUGCAGGAAGUAACAGUAGGAGAUUGAUAUUCAAUAUUAUGAACGAAUGUUGAGUUAAAGUGAAUUUGAUGUGACAAAAAGCAACUUGGGUUGGAUUGAAUUUGAUGGAUGAAAAAAAAACAUGGGGGAAAAGUAUGAAAAAAGACUUAAUGCAGUAGACUAGACAGGCCAGUGUAGGAGCUCUCUCAAGCUUCUUGUUUUGUGCAAUAAUUCAUAAAAAUAAGUGACUGUGUUGGAAUUUUAAAAAGGAUAAAACAUUUGAUUCUUAUCUAUGGAGGGGUUUUUGUGCCAAAAUUAAAUAUCAACAAAAUUACAUACAUAAUUGAAAAUACAAAAUGUGAGAUAAUGUACUAAUUAAAUAUUAUUAAUACUAAAUUGUGAAAAAUUUCAUAAAAUAAUGAUGUGGAACCUACUAGUUAGUUAUUCUAUGACAUUUCGUAAUUAAAUUCUAAAGUCAAAUUUUAAACCAUUAAAUUCAUUGUAUUUAUUCUAUUCUAUUUAUAUUAAAAUGUUCUGACCUUUUAAAUUAUUUAAUAUAAUUGUUAUAUAUAAACAACAUAUAUAUAUAUAUAUAUCAUAUUUUUUAAUUGUGUUAUUUUUAUUUAUUUUGUGGCCUUGCAAGCAUGGAAAAAGUAAUUCAAGAUUCUACCGCAGCAUGCCAAAAAAUAUGUAAUAUAAAUAUAAAUGCCAUAAGAUAAUUAAAAGGUCAUGACAUUUCUAAAAUGGUAAUGAAACAAUUGAGAAAUUGGUUCAAUGUGAUUGCAAGACUAUAUUUCAAAAUGUAUGGGAUGUCUAAACUGGCCAUGAAAGAAUUCAGCUCAUUACAAGUAUUUAAGAUUACAUUUCACAUCUUAAUGGACAAUUUAGUAAAUUAUUUCACAUUUAAUUUAAUUUGUAUUUUAAUUAGCUAUUGUUUAUUAUUUAUUUAAUUCACAAUGUCUGAAUUGGUCAUGGAAUAAUAAAUAAUCAACCAUCAAAGAUGUGGUGGGCCGAGCUUGACGAAAACGCCACAGUUCACAUUUGUGACUGAAUUAUUUUCCAGAAUUUUAAUUUUAUUUAUUUUUUUGCCUUCUCGUUUGUCCUGCAUCAGCCAAACACAAUUCAGUUUGUUUUUGUAUGCAACCAAUUUCAUUUCUGGAUGCAUACAAUGGCACAUUACUGGAGCACAACUGUGAAGCCCCAAAUGAGGAGUGUUAAAUGACUAUCAACAACUUUACAUGACUACUACACGUUCAGAGUUUGUUGUGUUCUUUGACUUGUUUACGCAUGAUGUUGGAUUUCUGAUAUUGGUGCAGCUUCACUGGAAUGUCUUAAGGGCUCUUGGCUGUGUGUGUGUGUGUGUAAAGAUCAUGUUCAAUCAUUCAAAUAAACAUACAAAGUUGACUUUUUCUUUUUGUUUUUUUUAGGGUUGACACGCUUGUACGCCCACAUAUGGAGUGAAAU